Molecule: messenger RNA, 4281 nt
Organism: Polyodon spathula (Mississippi paddlefish)
Lineage: Eukaryota; Metazoa; Chordata; Actinopteri; Acipenseriformes; Polyodontidae
Gene: tab2
Product: TGF-beta activated kinase 1 (MAP3K7) binding protein 2
Exons: 6
Coding region: 410-2566 (718 amino acids)
Biological process (GO): positive regulation of protein kinase activity
Molecular function (GO): K63-linked polyubiquitin modification-dependent protein binding; ubiquitin binding
Source: RefSeq, a predicted model, not a curated record
UUUUGAUUCGUAUUGGGUCUGGAAGUGAGAAAGGAAAAGAGAAAAUAAAAGGGGGAGAAAAAAAAUAAAUAAUAGGAACUGUCAAAAUAACACCCGAUAAUUUAAAGCAGCGGGGGCUACAGCGUGCUAGUGCCUCCUCCUUCUCCUCCAGGAAAGCGGUGAAGGCCAAGGUGCUGGUUUUUUUUUUUUUUUAUUUAUUUUUUUAACCACUUUCCAAAGUUCCUCCUCCCUGCUUCUCUGACAGCACCCCCGGCCCUGAGGAGAAUCGGUGGCGGUGUCUCGGGUGUUGAAGGUGGCCCGGGGAACGGCGGCGGAGACGAAGAUGCUUGGGAGGAGGGAAGAGUGCUGCCGCCACUGAGGCCUAAAACUGCAAAACUGAGCAAUCAGCUCUUGACCAGGCAGAACACGAAUGGCCCAGGGAAGCCAACAGAUUGAUACCCAGGUGUUACAUGACCUGUGCCAGAAGUUUCCUGAGGUACCUGAGGGUGUUGUAUCACAGUGUAUACUGCAGAAUAAUAACAAUUUGGAUGCCUGUUGUGAAUUCCUGUCCCAUGAGAGCACCAAGUAUCUUUAUGGAGAAGGGGAUCUAAACUUCCCUGACGAUUCCAGCCUUUCCGGACUUCGAAAUCACAUGACCCAUCUGAACCUUGGGUUGCAGUCACAGAAUGUGUAUCACCCCUCCGGCUGGGAAGGAGCGAGAAUGAAUGGCAGCAGGACUCUGGCCCACAGCCUCAGUGACGGGCCCCUCCAGGCCGAACAGCCAAACAGCGAAUUUUUUCAGCAAGACCCCCAGUCCGCCCCGGUGCAAGGGGCUUCCAGCUUAAACGUCUUUGGAGUUAUGGACACAACGCGAAAACCACAUCCUCCACAGCACCUUGGACUUUACCAAUUGGGUGGCAAAGGACACUCUGCAGGCUCUCAACAGGCCCCUAGAUUUAACCCUAUCACAGUCACGCUGGCCCCCAAUAUUCAGACUGGCCGAAAAACCCCCACCUCUUUGCACAUACACGGUGGGCCACCGCCGGCUCUAAACAGUCCCCAGGGUAACUCUAUCUAUAUUAGGCCUUUUGUCACUCAAUCUGGUACAACCCGGCAAACUUCUCAGCAGCAGCAAGUGGGAUGGUCACAAUUUGGUCCCAGCUCACAACAGCAGCAGCAGCAGCAGAUCUAUCAGAUAACCCAUCCUUCCCAGUUGCCUGGCCCUUGGACUCUCCCAUCCCAGUACAGCUCUACACAUACCUCAACGCACCAGCCACAGGGCCACCAGACGUCGCACGUCUACAUGCCCAUCAGCUCACCCACUAAUGCUCAAGCGCCUCCUUUCAUCCAGGCUUCUCCUGGCAGCCAGCCGCCUUCAUCUUCCUCUUUCAGCCAGUACAACAUUCAGAACAUCUCCACAGGGCCACGCAAGAACCAAAUUGAAAUCAAACUUGAAUCACCCCAGCGGAGUAACUCCAACACCACCACUGCAGUGCUGCGCCCUGGAAGUGUAGGAUCAGGCUGCGGCGGACCUCGUUCAUCCUCCUCCACUGCUGCGCCUUCCUCCUCUGCUGCCACUUGUUCCACAACACCCUUAUCCAUCAGCAGUCAGUCAUUGAGCCGCAGCCAACCCACGGUUUACAUAGCUGCCAGCCCGCCCACUUCCUCUGCUGCUGCUGCUGAGGAGGCCUCAGUGGCUACCUCCAGCUCCCGCACCCACCCCAAGUUUUACAUUUCAGCCAAUGCAAAUCCCACAGGUGAUGACCCUAGUCUCCGGAACCCGCCCACACUCUACAUCUCUGCCAAUCCACAAAUGCCAGGGACAGCUGCAUGUCGGAACAUGGCAGGGCAAGUGAGCAUGGGCCCUGCCUACAUCCACCACCACCCACCCAAAUCCAGGGCUUCCAUGGGUAGCUGUGGCACCGCAACCUCACCCAGGGUAGUGGUAACUCAGCCCAAUACCAAGUACACUUUUAAAAUCACAGUCUCUCCCAACAAGCCUCCGGCCGUCUCCCCUGGAGUGGUAUCCCCCACCUUCGAAGCCACCAAUAUGCUCAACGUCCCAUCUGAUCACUUUGCUGAACCCGAGGCUCAUCAUCUUUCGGACCCGUUAGUGCAGAGGGAAAGACCCAGCGAGGCCAGAAAACUCAGCAUGGGAGCAGAUGAUGCAGCCUACACGCAAGCUUUAAUGAUACACCAGAAGGCUAGGAUGGAGCGGCUCUGGCAUGAACUUGAGAUGAAGAAGAAAAAGCUGGAAAAACUAAAAGCCGAGGUCAAUGAAAUGGAGACUGACCUUACUCGAAGACGUCUACAAAGAUCCAACUCUGUCUCCCAAAUACCUUCACUUGAGGAAAUGCAACAGUUAAGAUGCAGAAACAGAAAACUUCAGAUAGACAUUGACUGCCUAACCAAAGAAAUUGAUCUCCUUCAAACAAAAGCAGAGCAGAGAUCUCUUGUAAAAACACCAAAGACUGUACCAGACACAGAAGAGGAUGAAGGGGCUCAGUGGAAUUGUACUGCCUGUACUUUCCUGAAUCACCCAGCCCUUAACCGCUGUGAACAGUGCGAGUUUCCUAGGCAUUUCUGAACCAACACUUUUUGUUAAGCAUUUUGUUCUUUUGUAGAACAGAAAACUAGAGGAGCAGGAGGGCUUUUUUUUUUUAUCCUAUUGGUAAUAGUUUACGGACAGGGUUUUCUGGAGUGCUUCAUUAAAGUUCUUGUGGUAAAGCAGAUGUGGCCACUGAAGGCUUGCCUGAUUUAGUGUUUACAGGUUGUGCUUACAGCCCUUAGAGCUGAUAAUACCACAACUUUGGGUCGAUAGCAGUUGGGGGAACUUGUUCAAAACUGGCAAAUCGCCUGGCUUUAUAUUUAAAUUAAAAAAGGGAAAAGAAAAUUGAAAACACUUUAACAAGCUGCCUCUACCGUAUGCAGUAUUACCAGUGCCUCCUGUUGCUGUGAAAGCAUGGAGCUGAAAGCGAUUUUGCCCUUUUUUCCUGUAAUUCUGGGGACAAAGCCUUAAACCCAUCCUAGUGGGGGAAAAACUCCACUGUAACACUACAAUUGAAGGGACAAACCAUAAAGGAAUUACUACAGUCUAGUUGGUCACUUUCAUUUUAAGAAUGGGAAGAGUUUCUGAUAUCACUGGUACCUUUACCUGCCUUGUAUCCCCUUCCCUGAUUGCCUCUACAAUCUCCACAGUCAAAUCUAAAACACACAUUGAAAAGAAACUGCAUGCUUUGUCUGUACAGUACACAGUGGGGGGAAAAAAUACCCCAAAAUACUUUUUUACUGUGCAUAGUUUUAGAGCCUGCUUUGUUACUUUUUUCUUCACGCUAUGAGUUUCUUGUAUUUCCUGUAUGUAUAGUGUAACAGACUUAAUAACUAACUCUUUUUUUUCAUUUAAGCACAAUGUCCCUUUUAAGCUUUUAUUUGAUAUUUGGGAGAAGUGAAGCCUUAUAUAUAUAAAAAAAAAAAAAAGAGCAAUAUGAAACUGCACAAUUUUUGCUUUCUCUGCUCAGUCUGUUCAUUGCGCCUAUAAAUGCGGACGUUCUACGUAAGAUCUGCAGAUGCAGCUAAGAAACAGUGCCGAGAUAAAGUUCAGAGGGUUAACCAUGAGUUUUGAAAUUUAAAAAAAAAAAAAUAAAAAAAAAAAAAAAAAACUCAAACUGAACUUCACAGCGGGUGACAAACAAAUAGGGGAUGUAACUCUCAUGCCACUGCUGAGGAUUAUUUCUGUCUGGUUCCGUUAUGUGGAACCAAAAUUUAAGUGGCAAAAACGUUUAACAAAAUAGUGGUAGUGCGACAUGUUUUGAAUUGGCAAACUUUUAAGAAUUUUUAAAAAAUUUUUUAUAUAUAUAUAUAUAUAUAUAUAUAUAUAUAUAUAUAUAUACAUACACACAGUAAGUGGAAAUAGAUCAGUAACAGGUGGAGUUGUUGACAUGUCUUCUCAUUUGUAAAGUCUAAAAAUUUGUGUGUUUUCAGCAUGAUUUGAGAAUUACAAAAAAUAUAUGCAAUAAAUUGUUAAUACAAGACUAUAUAUAAAUAGUUUGUGAUGAGUACUUUUUGUGAAUCUUUGGGGUUAUAUGUUAACUAGAUGUUUUGAUGGUGAACGCACACAUACCGUUUGUUACAGACUUUCAGUUUACUUUCGUACAAUGUUCUAUGAGAAGAUUUAAAUGCAAUUCAUUCUUCAAAUUAUGAAAAGGAUAAUUGAAAGUUAAUUGUGAAAUUUAAGUAAAUGUGUUUUUUUCAUAAAUCAGAUAGGGCAUUUUAUGCAAAAAUACCAUAUUUGAAUUUAGCUUU